Messenger RNA from Colletotrichum spaethianum, 438 nucleotides. RefSeq lists its product as uncharacterized. Lineage: Eukaryota; Fungi; Ascomycota; Sordariomycetes; Glomerellales; Glomerellaceae. Bases 1 to 438 code for a protein of 145 amino acids. The transcript has a single exon. The record is from RefSeq and is a predicted model, not a curated record.
AUGGAACAGAGUCUUCAAAAGAUUGACUACCGCCUGCUUCAGGGCUGUUGUCUCGAGGCCGAGCGGGCAAAAAUCGCGUCGGUGAGCCUGGAAGGGCUUCGAAUGACCCUCGCCGAGUCCUACGGCGGCCCCAUCAACGCCCUGGUUACGGAGAUGCGGAGGUGUGCAAGUUUACUGAGGGAUUUGACCGAUCUAUCGCAAAUGCAUUUCAACCGGGUGCCUGUUCUGCUCAACUACCUUCAGAUCAUUCUCCCUUGCCUGUCCAGGACACUCCGCGACAUCAACGACUACUACGAGGAUCGUACCGUGAGCAAGGAUAUCCGAUGGCGGAGGAUGUAUCACAAGAUGUCGCAGGAGGUUGGAGGUCUGCCGCUUCCACAGCGUUUCACGCUCUACAACCACUUUCUGGACUGUUUGAGACUGCUCCUAACCAUGUAG